This is a messenger RNA of Pocillopora verrucosa, 2818 nucleotides long. Lineage: Eukaryota; Metazoa; Cnidaria; Anthozoa; Scleractinia; Pocilloporidae. The record is from RefSeq and is a predicted model, not a curated record.
AUGGCGGACAAUGAUGACUCGCUCCAGGAUUUCAAAAGUGAUCCAUCGCAACUUAUUGAGAGAGAAACCCAUGCUCUGGCAGAGUUCGAUCGUGACUUCCACCCGGAUGGGUCUCGGAAUGAUCAGGACAACCCAUUAGACCAGACAUCAAAUGCACAAGCUUCUGGUGGUGGUAAGAUGUCUUCAUUUGACUUGGUGUGCCCUGAAGACGAUUUAUAUGACGAGUCUCUUUCAAAAGAGUCUCUCUCAGAAGCAGGUCAGGAUUCUUUAGAUACAAUGCUUGAGUUCAUACAGCACAGCUCACUAUCUGUAGCUGAAGCAGCAUUUAAUCAAUUGACUCAAGGAGAGUAUGCCAGUAUUGAACCAUUGGCAAAUAGUUUCAGUAAGCCACAAGCUGGCUCUGAGAGGCUAUCAAGUGAAGAAGAAAAUGAAAUAUCAAAGGAAGACUUCCCUAACACAGAAACAAGUUGUGAAAGUGUCAAUCAGGCAAAUGAAUGGGAACAUUUAGGUGCCAGACCAAAACAUAGACCCCCUAAAAAGUACAAUAAUUCCCUAGACUCUUCUUCACCAGUUGACCUGAUUCCUCCACAAGUUGUAGAACCUGUGGCUCAUGGAGUACACAACCCAUUGUUGCCUGAACAUCUUGAAGACAAAAAGGUUGGCCAUGAGUACUGGGAGUGGAUGGCGAGUGUUGAAGUUGGUUUGCUAUCAAGGUUACCUGACACAGAAACAAGGGAAACUUUGAAAGAUAUCCCUCAGCACAAGUUUGCCUUCCUCUUGGAUCAAAUGAAUGAACUAAAGGAAAAGGUAGAACAGCUGACUAAGAAGGUGAAGCUCCAAGAAGAGGAGAUACUAGCUCUUAAAUUGCAAAGACGUGAGAAGAAUAUUUUUCAGCCACAUACUGAAGAUAUUAGGGAGCAUGAGCCUUGUACAACCAGAGGGUCAUCGUCUGACUUUUACCAUAAGAAAGGAAAUCUCCGUAAUGAGACGCAUCUGGUGGAUAAAUCAGGUUCAUUUCGGCAUCAUAGACUUAUUGAAAUCUCAAAUUCCCUGUCAGAAUCAGAGUUACAAAGACUGAAAGGCCUUGUUCAACCAAAACUGGAUAGCUUUAGACUUGCCAAGAUCAGGGAAGGUUCAGAAUUGUUUCAGGAAUUGGAAUCCAGAGGAGAAUUGUCAUGUACCUCUGUUCGAGAUCUUCUAGAAAAAAUCCAUCGGUUUGAUCUAGCAGAGAAACUUGGUUCUUCUUCUCAUGGCAGUGAUGAAUUAUCCGAACAAGACUUUGAUUCACUUCAAGAGGGAGAUCAGAGGGAGGAAGAGUGUGAAACUGUUUGUGAUGCAGAUGAUAGAAAAUCUGAUGAACUGGAAAAAAGCAGGGGAAUGACUGCGUGUAUUGAAGGUGAAGAAGAGGUCUCUGUUGGCAACUACUCAAAUGAAACUGAUGCUGGAACUAGUACUGGGGAGGAUCUGUAUGAAUCAAGUUCAGUAAUUAGUUUACAGCAAGAGAACAUGGCUGGUUUGAAUCAAGAUUUUUUUUCACUUGGAGGCACAUCAACUUGGAACAGUAUCUCAGGUGCAAGGAACACUGACCAGAUAGAUACAGUCAUAGAUCAGUCUAAUUCCUAUGUGAGCAAUAGGUCAAAUGAAUGGGAGCAUUUAGGAGCUAGACCUAAACACAGACCCCCCAAAGAUGCUAAAGACCCUCCUGCAGAAGCUUCUUCACACCAUUCAUUGUUGGUUGACCCAGGCCCACAUCAAAUGAAUGAAUUUUUGUACUACAACAAUGCAGAGAAGGAUCUGUCACCACAGGGAGCUUCCUAUAUGGAAGGCAUGAUGAACUUGGCUGACUCAAAAAAGGCAAAACCAUACUUUGGGGAUUGUCAAGUUAUUUCAAGGCCUGAUCCAAUAUAUUGCCAAUCACAUUCUUCAUUUAAUCCUCUGACUGGUGGAACAAGUGUUCAAGGAAAUGAUACUUCUGCAUCAUUAGAGUCCACAGACAACUCCCAGCUUGAAUUAGAAGAAGAAGAAGCAUUUGCUUUGGUGGAAAGAGUUAGAGAAAGAGGAGAAAGAGGAGAGUUUUGUCAGGAAAUUGAAAAAAUAGAGCGUGGAAAACAACCAGAAAGAGUACAGAAGAAGAAAGAGAGGGAGGCUUGUCCAGAGGCAAUAGGAACACCUCUGAGUCAGGAGGAGAGGUAUAUUGAGAUGCCAGGCACCUGUAAUGUGGAGUCAUUAAACUCUACUAACAACAGCCCUCUGGCCUUUGUACAAGGUGUCAGAGAUGCACAGAGAAAGGUUUCAGUGAGGAACUUACUGUUCAGAAGAUGGUGGUGCACAUGUUCGGUUCAGUAUGAUCAAGAUGCUGGCCCUGCAAUCUGUACAACUUGUAACAAGUAUCGAUAUCUAGGGCCAUGCAGGGUUAGAGUUCAGAGUUGCUAUGAUGAAUGCUGCAUCUGCCAGAUGCAUACCUCCAGCGGUUUGCAUAUUUUACCGUGCCUGCACAGGGCUCACAUGGAGUGUAUUAUUAGGCUAAUACAGCACAACAUAUUACAUUGCCCAUCUUGCUUUGGUGCCUUUUUUCCGUCAAGUUAAUUGUGCUCCAAGGUGUAGUCCAAGGUUGUUUAAGUAGUAGUACUUCUAAAGAGUGAAUCACUCAAGUCAUGCCUGAAAAACAAGAUUCUGGUUCCUUUUUGAACUUUCUUUAACAUAAACAGUCAAUCACAUCCAUUGCUUUUGUGUAGGAAUCUCCCCCUUCCCUAAAAAAGACUGGUGAGGCAAUUAUCAGUUAAGGUGACAUAGGCAGAGGUGAUAACUAGGGAGAGGU